AUGCUGUCCAAUCCGCCGACGAGUAUUCAGGCCAGGCAGAGGCAACAUCGCCGCCAAAACUCCACACCCUCUGCCUUCGAAGGAAUGAAUAUCUCACAACUGCCCAAUGCCAUCAGCAGACGGCAAACUGUGGCCCAUCGCCGUGGCUUAAGCCUCGACACUAGACGACAACCGACGACAGAACAGACAGCACGGCUGGAACUAGACAAGGUAAGAAUGACUACUAACAACACAGGAUUAGCAAUCACCUCGCAGCAUUCCGUUUCGCGAGAAGCGCAGCAGCAACGCACUCAAGCACGCCCGGGCCCCCAUCAACUGCAAUAUGUCUCCAUGGCAUCAACAGACAGUGACAACUUCUUGAUCUCGCCGCAUGCCACUCCUCAAACACAACGUUUUGACGCAGCGUGUUUCGACGGCAUCCCCGUCGCGUUCCCCUAUGGAGCGCAUUGGAACAUGAUGUUGCAGAAAAACCAGGAGAACUUUGCCAACAAUAUGGCGGCAGAGAGCAAGAACUUUGAUCCUUACUCCAACGACAGUGCUCUAUCGACUCCUAAUUUCGACGGCCCAACUGGCCAGGCUUGGCCAGCAGGUGAUGUUGCCUCUCGACGCAACUCGAAGCGAAUUAGCGAUGGCAUCAUGGAUCGUGUGAGCAAGUUUGAGAGUAUGAGCAUGGAUGAUUUUCAAAGACCUACAACACCUCCAAGCCAGAAUGGAAACGACCGUUUUCCCCCAACUCCAUUGGACACUCCGCAUGACCGCACCGGCAAGCAGGGAACACGUCCAGAGAGAUUUUCUGACGAGUUUGAUGAAUCAAUGGAGGAGACCAUCAGACCAAACCGCAAGAAUCGCUCUGCGCAGAACGCACAAUCCGCCUUUGCGGAAAUGAGACGGCAAACCGAAGGGUGGGCUCCGGUGCCUAGCCCCCCUGAGACUAGCACGAUACCCAACUGCAAGACUUUCAACAGCCUCCAAAUGCAAGACGCAGACUUUAUGAACAUGAAGGCUCUGCGGAACGAAUUCGCCGAGCUGGAGGAUCCACCCGAUGUUUUGAAGUACGAGUCAGACGUCGGUCAAUCUGCAUCAGAUUUCUCUCGGCGCCCAUCUCCCGAGCCGCAGAACGUUGGGCGACUCGACGGUGCUGCAUUUGAGGGUGGACGAGACUUUCGCCCCAGCCUGAAAUCCGCUUCUUCAGCUUCAUCACGCACAGGUUCUCUCCAUCGUCGCACCGACUCCGUAGCCAGCAUUGCCAGCGCUGCUAGCAUCGCCGACAUUAACAUCGACGAGGCUCGUACGGACACAGGUGUUACUUUGGAAGAGAUUUCGCAGUACAUUCUCGGCCCUGAAGCUACCGACGGCAAGUGGACUUGUCUGUUUGAAGAGUGCGGCAAGAAGUUUGGGAGAAAGGAGAAUAUCAAGUCCCACGUUCAGACCCAUCUCAAUGACAGACAGUACCAGUGUCCAACAUGUCUCAAGUGCUUUGUCCGCCAGCAUGACCUGAAGAGACACGCCAAGAUUCAUACAGGUGUCAAGCCAUAUCCCUGCGAAUGUGGCAACAGCUUUGCUCGCCACGACGCCCUGACGAGACAUCGUCAACGAGGCAUGUGCAUCGGCGCUUUUGACGGUGUGGUCCGCAAAGUGGUCAAGCGUGGCCGACCCAGGAAGAACCGCCCAGAUAUGGAGACCCGAACAGACAAGUCUGCAAGAACGAGAAGGAAGAACAUGUCGAUAAGCUCCCUCUCGUCUUUUUCCGGGUACUCCGACAGCUCUGCAGUCAACUCCCCUGACAACGGAUUCGACUUGAUGGACGACAUGAUGGAUUUAGAGGUGGCCAGCAGCAGCAUAACCCGCGGCAUGGGGUCAAUGUCAACGGCCCCUAUGCCCACCUUGACACCCCGAGACAUGAAGCAUCACCAUGUCACCCCAUCACCGUCCGUUGUCAGCGUGCAAUCUUUUGUAGCCCCCGAGGCCAUGACGGACAGCCAACCGCCUCAAUCCGCCACGCCCGCCAGGAGCGUCGCCAGCCACUACAACACACCUCCUGAGCUGUCCCAGUCAUCGUCGCCGCCACCAGGACAGUUCUUCGACCUGGAAGCUAGCAGUGCCACGGGCGCAAAUGACCUGGCAGUCAUAGCAUCCACCGGCGGUUUGAUGGGCUCGUCUGACUUGAGCGGAACUCUAACCAUCGCUCUUGGCGACCAAGAUGAUUUGCUCCUUCAAUUCGGCCAGCAUGACGGACUUGUCCACCUGGAUCGGGACCCAAGCAUGCUCCUGAUGAACAAGUUCGAUGACGACUUUGAGGACACUGUCAGCAUGUUCACCAACAGCGAUGACAUGUUUUUCGGCUGUACAUGA
Ustilaginoidea virens is the source of this 2352-nucleotide messenger RNA. RefSeq lists its product as uncharacterized. The transcript is spliced from 2 exons. Gene Ontology annotation, molecular function: DNA-binding transcription factor activity, RNA polymerase II-specific; RNA polymerase II transcription regulatory region sequence-specific DNA binding. Lineage: Eukaryota; Fungi; Ascomycota; Sordariomycetes; Hypocreales; Clavicipitaceae. The coding region runs from base 1 to 2352 and encodes 783 amino acids. Gene Ontology annotation, cellular component: nucleus. The record is from RefSeq and is a predicted model, not a curated record. Gene Ontology annotation, biological process: regulation of transcription by RNA polymerase II.